CCAAACACUCAAUAAUAAUGGUAGGCGGCUUCUCAUUCUCUACAACCAUGACGUCAUCCUCAUCACCAUCUCCGUUGUCAUUCCCGUCAUUAUCCUCAUCUUCACUUCCCACAAACCCUAACCCUUUUUUCGGUAGUUCCUCGCCGUCGUUUUCGUUCUGCACUUCAACCACCACCGCUCCAUCUUUAUUCGGUUCGGGUUCUGGUUUCGGUACUCCUUCAAGUAGUAAGCAAAAAUCAAAUUCAAAUUCAACUGCAUUUUCUAUGAAUACGAAUGUAACUACUCCUGCUUUUUCGUUUUCCCCGACCCCUUCUACUGCUGCUGCUGCUGCUACUAGGCUGUCUUUUGAAAAUGUGACUGCCUCUUCGUCUGCCAGUUUGAAAGCAGAUUCUACGGCUUCAACUACUAUUACUACAUCUUUCUUGGAUUCUACUGCAGGAACUACAACUGCUAAUGCUAGUGCUGCUUCCACUCCUCCGUUUCCUGCAUUCGGGAGCAGCUCGAUGUCGACUGCUACGAAUACAAAUGUAACUACCCCUGCUUUUUUGCUUUGGUCGACCCCUUCUACUGCUGCUGCUACUAGGCUGUCUUUUGAAAAUGUGACUGCCUCGUCCGGACUACAGUCGUCUGCGAGUUUAAAAGCAGAUUCUACGGCUUCCACACCGGCGUUUUCUGCAAUUAGCGCGACGUCAUCUGCUGCUACUACCACUACCACUACUACUUCCACACAGGCGGUUACUGGAUCGGUGCCGAGUACUACGAAUCCUGCUACUUCAACGGCGACGACAAGUUCUUUGUUGUUUCAAACAUCUGCUAAAACUUCGGGUUUUUUUACACCAGCAUCACAGCCGCAAUCCACAGCUGCUACAUCUUUCUUGGAUUCUACUGCAGGAACUACAACUGCUAAUGCUAGUGCUGCUUCCACUCCUUCGUUUUCUGCAUCUGGUGUGACAUCAUCGACUUCUACUGCUGCAGCUUCCACACCGGCGUUUUCUGCAUUUGAUGUAAUGUCGUCAGCUGAUACUACUACGACUAAGACACCCGGGUGUACUGCAUUUGGUGUAACUUCAUCCGUUACUACUACUACUGCGCCUUCCUCGCAGGCGGUUACUGGUAUUGGUUUAACUUUGUCAGCUAGUACCACCACAGCUUCCACACCUACUGGAUCUGUGCCAAGUACUACGAGUCCUGCUACUUCAACGGGGACGACAAGUUCUUUUUUGGGAUUUCAAACAUCUGCUAAAACUCCGGGUUCCCUUACACCAGCAUCACAGCCGCAAUCGACAGCUGCUACAUCUUUCUUGGGCAAUCGAAGAUCCAUUAAUUUUACUUCCAUGAAAAGUAAUCGAGGCUCGCCUUGUUGUGGUGCUGGUCCGAUUUCAAUAAUCUCAACAUCAGAAAAUAAUAAUAAUAAUAAUCAGAAUAAACAUAAAAACAAGAAACAAGUUUGGAUAUGGACGGAAAACAAAGAGGUCAUGACGUCAGCAGUUGAAAGAGGUUGGAGCACUUUCAUUUUCUCUUCUAUUCAUCGCCACACCGCCACUGAUUGGUCUUCAAUCGCAUUGAUAUCCCCUCUCAUUAUUGAAGACAAUAAGCUAUUUGACGAGGAGGCUAGAUUAGUUGCCACGAUUUCUGAAAUAUCAUCUCCCCAACAACUGGAGCAGCUCCAACCAGUGUCUGACCAUGCAGAGAAUGUUAUUGUUGAUCUAUUGGAUUGGCAGGUGAUUCCUGCGGAAAACAUUGUUGCUGCAUUUCAUGGGUCUCACAAAACAGUCUUCGCUGUCUCAAAAAGUCCAUCAGAAGCUCAAGUAUUUUUAGAGGCUUUGGAGCAAGGACUGGGAGGAGUAGUUUUAAAAACCCAGAAUGUUGAAGAUGUCCUUGAGUUGAAGGGCUAUUUUGACAGAAAAAAUGAAGAAGACAGUCUACUGGAGUUGACUAAAGCUACUAUUACUGGAGUUCAAAUGACUGGAAUGGGAGAUAGAGUUUGUGUUGAUCUCUGUAGUCUCAUGAGGCCUGGUGAAGGCCUUCUGGUUGGAUCUUUCGCCAGGGGGUUAUUCCUUGUUCAUUCAGAGUGCCUAGAGUCAAAUUAUAUCGCCAGCAGGCCUUUUCGUGUGAAUGCAGGUCCAGUUCAUGCAUAUGUUGCAGUUCCAGGAGGUAAAACUUGCUAUCUUUCAGAACUUAAGACAGGCGAAGAGGUCCUUGUUGUUGAUCAAAAUGGCAUUCAGCGAACGGCAGUAGUUGGGCGUGUAAAGAUUGAGACCCGACCUUUAGUGAUCGUUGAUGCAAUGGUUGAGGAAACUUGUUACAGCAUUCUGCUGCAAAAUGCGGAGACUGUUGGUCUUGUAUCACCCAAAGAAGGAAAUGGAGGGAAAGUAAUUCCAGUGACCUCACUGAAAGUUGGCGAUGAAGUUUUGCUGAGAUUACAGGGUGAUGCUAGGCAUACCGGUAUAGAGAUUCAAGAGUUCAUUGUUGAGAAAUGAAGUUUGGUUAAUAAUAUCCCUUCUCUUUGGUAUCCUUAGCAUAUAACUUAGCAAAUUAAUUGCCUUCUUUUGCAGCUAGAUGAAUUGAAAGACGUUCAAGGUGUAUCUAAACUUCUAAAGGACUAAAAAUUGUUACAUAUAUAAGAGAAAAGUGAUUAUGGGGCUGUUAUUUACCCAAUUUGGGUGAAAAACCCCUCACAUACCAAUUAUUUAA
This is a messenger RNA of Erigeron canadensis, 2694 nucleotides long. Its product is annotated as putative GPI-anchored protein pfl2. Lineage: Eukaryota; Viridiplantae; Streptophyta; Magnoliopsida; Asterales; Asteraceae. Gene Ontology annotation, biological process: aromatic amino acid biosynthetic process. The coding region runs from base 18 to 2480 and encodes 820 amino acids. The record is from RefSeq and is a predicted model, not a curated record. The transcript has 12 exons. Gene Ontology annotation, molecular function: oxidoreductase activity; 3-dehydroquinate synthase activity.